Molecule: messenger RNA, 776 nt
Organism: Mya arenaria
Lineage: Eukaryota; Metazoa; Mollusca; Bivalvia; Myida; Myidae
Product: stabilin-2-like
Exons: 8
Coding region: 58-738 (226 amino acids)
Source: RefSeq, a predicted model, not a curated record
CGAAAAUCUAUUCGUCCUUAAGAAAUUCUGAGAGUGGAAAUCUUAAGCGUCUUCAAAAUGGGCCGCCCCUUCGUAACUAUUGUUGUUGUGCUUGUUGCUUCUAUGACAUCAAUGGUAGACGCAGCUGUACUGGACGGAUCGUGUGAUGCUACUGAUGUCUGCACUGUGGCAAAUAGCGAGUGCAGCACGAUAUGCAUCUGUGCUUCUGGAUACACCAAGCAGGGAGCAGCCUGUAAAGCGGAUAUCGGAACCGCCUGCUCUGCCACGACAGACUGUGAUACUGUAACCAAUGCUGCGACGAUCUGCGAUACAACAGCUACAACUUCCGUCUGCAAAGUUGCUCUACCACAGGAAACGUGUGUUACUAACGCAGACUGUACUGCUCCGAAUAACGAGUGCAAGACGACGAAAUGCGUCUGUGUCACUGGAUACACCCAGGAGGGAACAACCUGUAAAGCGGUUAUCGGCACCGCCUGCUCUGCCACGACGGACUGUGAUACUGUAACCAAUGUUGCGACGAUCUGCGAUACAACAGCUACACCUUCCGUCUGCAAAGUCGGUGAUGGCGGCAUCUGCACCGGAAAUCAAUGCGUGGAGAAUGCUGCAUGUGAUACAACUUGCUCUUGUAAUACCGACUACAAUGCUAACUCAGAAAAAUUGUGCAUGAAAGAUGGUGCCUCUGGUGUAACAGCUUCGUUGAUCAUCCUCGUGGCCAGCUUUUUGACAACUCUCAUGUGAAUGUAAAAGAGUUUGCCAAAAAAAAAUGAAACAAACAG